Messenger RNA from Chelonia mydas (Green sea turtle), 19277 nucleotides. Its product is annotated as KIAA1549 ortholog. NCBI's taxonomy places the organism in Eukaryota, Metazoa, Chordata, Testudines, Cheloniidae. The record is from RefSeq and is a predicted model, not a curated record. The transcript is spliced from 21 exons. The coding region runs from base 604 to 6669 and encodes 2021 amino acids.
UCCCCCCCAUGUGGGCCUUGACCCGCCCCCUGCGCGCGCCAGGCUGCCCGGGCCGGUGGUGCGCGGGAGCCCUGGCUGCCUCUGCGUUGUGCCCGCGCGCGCGGGGAGCCGGGGCGCGAGCCGGGCCCGGCGCAGAACGCGGGCGGGCACGCGCGCGCUCCUCCUCCUCCUCCCUUUCACGCGGGCACGCAGGUGCGGGGCCGCCCCGCUCCGCUCCGCUCCCCGCCUCUGGGCCGGCCCCCGGCGGGAUCUCGGCGCGUCUCCGGGAGGAGCUGGGGCCCGCCGCGGCGGCUGGGACAGAGCAGCCGCCGCCGCCCCGACCCACGUGAGGAGCCGAGACGGGCCAUCAGCAGCAGGAGCCAGGGAGCCUCGUUGCAGCGGCUGGCACCGGGAGCUCCGGCCGGCAGGAGGAGCCCCUCUGCCCUCGGGGCGAUUGCUGCCCCGCUGCUCCGAGCGCUCGCCGCCUGCGCCCGGGGCUGUCGUGCUACCCCCCUUCUCCUUCCCCUUGUGAGACCCCGCCUCGCUCUCCACCGCCCCUGCGCCGGGCAGCUGCCCCGGUUACCUUGGGGGGGCGGGGGCAGGGGGUGCUGCAGCCCCCGCCCCAUGCACGUGAGCCCUGCGGGGUGGAUGUGCCGAGGAGGAGCCGCGGGGUCAGCCCAGCCCUGGCUUUCGGGGGAUGCCCAGCGGGGCAGCGAUGACUUGAGGCUGCGCUUUGCCAUGGAUGGGAUGACAUGCUUCAUGGUUGCUUUGGUGACGCUGGUGUGCUGGUGCCCGGGUCAGCCUGGGUGCGCCGCCCGCCGCCCGGCCCUGCGAGCGGGUCUCCCGGUGCUGCUGCCUCUGCUGCUGUCCGUGCCGGGCUUCCUGGGCUCCCCGAUGGCAGAUGGUUUAUCCUUGGAGCAGCAAAAUCUUUCCUUAGUCUCCGUGGGAUCUGAACUACAUCAAAGUACAGUGAGCAGCAUGACACACAAGGCCUUAACACAAAGCACAGUAGAACCCCAGGAAAAUAAUUUUCUUCAUGUGGUUUUAUCAUCACUUACCACUCCCUUUGAUAUGACUUUAUAUGACCAAGAAAGAAUGAGGAGAAGUGAAGAAGGAAGAACUAUGCCAGUAGGAGAUGUCACAGUAACUAGCAAUGAAGCAUUUUUAAGUGACCAUGGAUUGAUGAGCUCCUUUCUGAAUGAACAGUGGACUCCUUCACUAAAGUCUGUUACAGUGGAGUAUAGUUCAGUAGAGCCAUCAAGAGAAACCUUAGAAACUGUGUUGCUAACACCUUCAUUAUCUGUCCUUUUGUUGCCAUAUGAUGAAAUGAAAGCACAACAAAUGACAUCACAUGCUGCCUCUGGUCACAGUCGUGCUUUCACACAAUUGAAGCCUUUUGCUCCAGAUGGUAUAAUUCCGACUACAAGCAGAGACUUGCUAUUGGACCCCACAAAUACAGAUUUUUAUUUAAGUUCCACUACAUCAGAGGUGGUGGUUGGACUGGUGGAAAAUGUAGAUGGAAGCUAUGCAUCUAGUUCAGACUCCUCACUGUUUUUGCCUUUUGAUACUGCUUCAGAAGGGUCCUCUGUUCUUAUGAGACAGCUGAAUGAGGAUAGCCAAAUUACACCAGAUGCUUUGGCAAAAAGUACUGAUCAAUACACUGAAGCUUACCCUGAUGUGAAUAGCGAUGCAACAGAAACUUUGGAUCUAAGGACCUAUUCUGUUGCAAGCAUUUCUAGGGCAGCACCUGUUUUGGUAACUAGCAUGGAGCCUGCUUUGUUUUCAGUUAGUCUUCCAUAUGUGUCUUUCCCAGUUCACUUAGCUGCUGGAUCCACUGACUCUGAUACUUUUGUUACUGAUGACUUGUUUACACAUGUAUUUUCCCAUAAAUCCUCCAGUACAACACCAAAUUUGCCUGGCAAUUUAGAAAUACCAAGUCAAGUUGAGCUCUUCAGUGAGUUAAUAAGCCCAGUGCCUUUCACUAGACCAUAUGCUUCAUGUUCGAAUUGUGGCUUUGCCUCAGUUCCACCGGAACAAGGCUUUUCAGCAGGACACACAGAACAUGAUGUGGGUUCGGGUGAUUAUAUUGAAACAUUGUCAUUCACAGCCUCUGAGGAAAAAGGCAUUACUCCACUGACAACUGUAGUUACUGACUUGUAUGAACUGGAGGAGUCAACUCCUGAAAUCUUUGAUACUACUUUUCCAUCAAGACCUGUUGUUUCAUUUUCUUCAAGACUUAUAGAAGUCUCUGAGUCAAACUUGUCUUUUUCAAACAGUGUGGACGUUGGUCUUAACCUAAUGAGUACAACAAUAUUUCCUUCCUACAGACAGCCCUCUGAGGGAAUAUCAUUGGAUAUCACUUCUGUUCAAUUCUCCUUCCCUAUUACUGAAACUGUUACUUUAACAUCUGGUGUUAAAGCAAAACCUUCUGUUAUCACCAGCGUUCUCCUUGAAUCCAUGUUUACCACAAGUGAGAAUGUACCAUCAGUUACAAUCAAACAAACAGGCCUGCUGGAAUCACCUGAAUUUAUGCCCUCAGAAUCUGUACUUUUUCUUGACAAAACACCUGCAAGUGUUUCAACAGACAAAUCAUCUGUAAAUAUUUCAGAUUUUUCAUCCAACCUUUUAUCAACACCAUUUCUCUCUGAACCUAGCAGCUGGUCAUCUUUAUCAUCUGCUGUAUUGACCUUUUAUUCAAGAAUGCCAAGUGAUUUAUCAACACUAUUACCUCAGGUCUUCCCUACACUGCUGGGGACAUCAGUAGUUUUUGAUGAUUCCUCUAGUUGGGAUUCAACUGAGUUUCCUGCCAUUGACAGCACAAGCAUAGAGGUUUCUCAUCUCUCUCCCUGGCAGACUUCAUACCUUUAUUCAAAUACAUUUUCUGUUCCAAACACACACAAUCCUGAAGUGGUAUCAUCAAGUUUUUACUCUUACUCUUCCAUGUUACUAGAAGGAACAUCAGUCUUGCUAAUGGGUUCUGAAGUUUCGUUUACCUCAAUUUUCGCAGAAGCUACCUCUCAGUUAGAGUCUUCACUCUUCUCCCUUGAAUCAGCAGUUCCUACACUGGUGCUGUCCAUUUCUGACUCAGAAUCUAUUCUCACCAGCAAUAUCUUGGUUGAUGAAACACACUUGACCUCAUGGUUUACCACCUUUCAGACAACUCCUGUCUUAAGUGUAUCUUCGUCCCUUCUCUCAACUGUUACAGCUUCAGAUGAGGAUACUGGUGCUACUGCUAACCACACGUUACUUUUAACAUCUCUUUCCAAGGCAACUGCUAGUACAGCACAUGUUAUAACAAAUCCAUAUACUCUGUUGUUGCACACAGAUGUGAACAGCAUUACAGCUUCACCUACAGAGUCCGUUUCUGUGCUCACAUCAUUUGUACCUACACAGCUGCCUCCCUCCAUAAACACUUCCACUGAAUUUGGCAUACAAACAAAAACUAGUGUAACUGAACUUACCAAUAGAACAAGUGCUACUAGUUCCACUACUACCACCAUUAGUAGUAUAGUUGGCUAUCGUACAACUACUGAGAGCAACUCAAGUACUUCCUCAUCCCCUUCUACUGCUGUAGUGGCCACGACUCCAUCUGAAGCUAUAAUUAUCACCUCUGCCAUGACCACAACCCGACAACCAUAUGUUUGUGACAUCACGGUUCCUGAUACUUACUUAGUCAUGGCUGUGCUGGCCCGCAGAGCUGUGCUAGAAAAUGUCAGUAAUUCCAUCAAAGAAGUGCUGAGAGUUCAGUUCAGGCGAUCAGUAGAACUGGAGGUUUAUAAAAUUUCCCCAAAAUUCUCUUUCUUGGUGACAUCGGGUCCUUUUGUUUACACAGCAAUAGCUGUCAUAAAUGUGCUUAUGAACAGCAGCCUUCUACGUGGUCAGGCCCCUGUCAUCCUGUCACUGCAGCCUUCUUUCACCAUGCCAGAUCCCAGGUUCCAAGUUCACACAGUGCUUCAGUUUGUGCCUCAAAACGUUGAUACUGGCUUCUGUAACUUCAGCCAGCGCAUUGAAAAAGGGCUGACAAUGGCAUUCAUGGAGGUGAGAAAACAUCACCAGGAUAUCUACAACUUCACAGUGCAGAUACUGAAUAUAACUCUGAGCAAGCCUCGUGUGGCAUUUCGGCAGGGCCCUGUGAACAUAGUCUUUGCCAUUCAGGAUACAUAUGGAUUCUUGAAUGGAUCUGAAAUCAGUGAGCUGCUGAGGAACCUGUCUGUGGUGGAGUUCAGUUUCUACUUGGGCUUUCCUGUGCAGCAAAUUGCUGAACCCUUUCAUUACCCUCAACUCAAUGUGUCUCAGUUGAUGAAAUCUUCCUGGGUGAGAACAGUUCUCUUGGGUGUUGUCAACCAGCGAAUUCAGGAGGAAGUGUUUCAGGCUGGGAUGGAGCGGAAAUUGGCUCAGCUGUUAAAUGAGGCUUUGACCGGAGGGCGAAUAUGGAAACGAGCCACGUUUGCCGGCAGCAACGUUGUGCAGAUUGUCAACGUGUCACGGAUAGUGGGUGCUGAUAACCCUGUAGAACUGAUCUAUUUUGUGGAAGAUCAAACUGGAGAGAGGCUCAGCGCUGUAAAGUCUUCAGAUCUGAUUAACAGAGUUGACAUCCAGAGAGCUGCUAUCAUUCUUGGAUACCGCAUUCAAGGCGCAGUUGCACAACCUGUGGAUAAAGUGAAAGAGUCAUCGUCUGAGUCUCAGAAUAACAAUCUGUGGAUUAUUGUUGGUGUGGCAGUCCCAGUGGCUGUGGUGCUGCUUAUCAUUAUUAUUUUAUACUGGAAGCUCUGCCGAACAGACAAGUUGGAGUUUCAGCCAGAUACCAUGAGCAAUAUUCAGCAGCGACAGAAGCUACAAGCCCCCAGUGUGAAGGGGUUUGAUUUUGCUAAGCAGCAUCUGGGCCAGCACAACAAAGAUGACAUCCUGAUCAUUCAUGAGCCAGCUCCUCUUCCAGGACCUAUUAAGGACACUACCCCUUCUGAAAAUGGAGAUGUGCCAAGCCCCAAAUCAAAGACUGCUUCAAAGCCUUCAAAGAAUGUUCGACACAGAGGGAGAGUUUCCCCUUCAGAUGCUGACUCCACAGCAAGUGAACAGUCCAGUGGGAGAGAGACAGGGGAAGAAACCGCAAGACCACCAAUCACUGCCAAUGAGGGCAAACCACGCAGAGCUCCAAAGAGUGGAGCAAACAGAGUGGGACCUCCGCAGACCAGUAGUGGAAACGAGCAGCACUCCUCAGCCUCUAUCUUUGAGCAUGUGGACAGGAUGUCUCGUUCCUCAGACGCAAGUAGACGGGUCCCCAGCAAGAUCCAGUUGAUUGCCAUGCAGCCAAUCGCAGCCCCUCCUGCUCAGAACCCAGCACUGUCUGACCGAGUAGCAGAGUCCAACAAAAUUAACAAAGAGAUACAAACAGCUCUGAGGCAUAAGUCUGAGAUCGAGCAUCACCGCAAUAAGAUCCGUCUUCGAGCCAAGCGCAAAGGCCACUAUGAAUUUCCAGUUGUGGAUGAUGUGAUUGUUGUUGACGCCAAAGAGCAGCAUAGAAUAUACCGCAAAGCGCAGAUGCAGAUUGACAAGAUCUUGGACCCUGGAGGCAACGUGCCUACUGUUUUUAUAGAACCCAGGAAGAGUUCACGUGCAAAACGUUCUCCCAAGCAGCGUCGGAGACAUCAGAUAAACGGAAGCCCUAUUGAUGCUGAGAAGGACAGGUUAAUCACCACCGACAGUGAUGGGACAUACAAAAGACCACCAGGAGUCAAUAAUUCUGCAUAUAUUUCUGAUCCUGACCUGCCUGCAGAACCACAGACACCUUCUUCUCUUGAUCUCGGGAAGUACCCAGGCUUGCCUCCCCACCCAGCCUCUCAGUACAUCCCUCCACAGCCAUCCAUUGAAGAGGCCCGGCAGACCAUGCACUCUCUCUUGGAUGAUGCCUUUGCCCUGGUGGCUCCCAGUAGCCAAGCAGCCAGUUCCACUGCCAUCACAUCACCUGGGGUCUCUGCGGGACAGCCGGUAAACAACACUCCUGCUCGAGCAGGGAGGGGAACCACAUGCCCCCAGUGGGGAUCACCAUAUGGUCCAGCCCAGGCAGUAAACAACCCAUUUAGUAGAUACGUGGAAUUUGGAAUGACUCCUCCAACAGCGCCGGGUCUGCUGCAGAGGCAAAGUUUUGGCCCGGGUUUCCUUCAGCCUGCAGAGUUAAUGCACCCAGACCAGCAACAAUCUGAUGUUCAGUAUUCCUCCAGAGGGCUAUACCCAGAAGAAAUGCCAUCGGUGGCACGGCCGCGACCAGUAGGAAGCACUGCAGGUUCUCAGAUACAGCACCUCACUCAGGUGGGAAUUGCUAGCAGAAUCGGAGCCCAACAAGUGGAGAUUCCCUCAGUCAGAGCAGGGCAUGGCCAGCCGGGGGGACCAGGGUGGCCCCACUAUCGUGGAGAGGAUGAAUGUGCUAGGAGAGAUGCAACACACAUGUAUGGACAUCAAGAAUAUUCUUCCUCACCAGUAUUCCAGAUGCAGAGGACUUCGGCCAGACAGCCCUCAGCACCACCUGCUCAUCUUCCACACAGCAGCCUUCAGGGACAGGGGCUCUGCUACACCACCAGUUCCAAUGAGGACCUCCAAACUGGUCACUCCUCGGCGUCUCUCAUAAAAGCAAUUAGAGAGGAGCUUCUGCGACUCUCACAGAAACAGACAACAGUUCAGAACUUUCACAGCUGAUUUGUCAUGCUCUUGCAAAUCUGCCAGGUAUCUGCUUCCUAUGGAAGCAAGACUCAAAGGAAAUCAGCAACGUUUUUCUUCUGUCAUCAGAGUAAACUUCCACGGCGCCAGAGAUUACACUUCAGAAAAGAGCAGCAACAGAAGGAGAAAGAGAGAGAUUUGUGUGGAGGCAGGGAGAGGGAGGCCAAAGUGGUAUUGUCAGAGCUGGCUAUCCUGCUUAAUCUGUUAGCAUUACUGUGCCCCUCUUUGGUUUGAUCUAAUGAACAAAAUAAAACUUUAGGUCAAAAGCUAACCCUAAAAAAAUACACACGCGCACACAAAACCCCCACCAAGAAUAGUAGACGGUGAGACACCUUGCUUAAAGAAGAAGGCAAAGCUUUCCUGUUACCAGCAAGAUGGACUGAAUUAACAUUUGAUGAGAGAUUACAAGAAUUCUAACCUCUCCAGUGUUUUUAGUGAAGUGGCUCGUGUUGCUGCUUUGCGGGAUUACAAACUAUAUAGGAUCGGAGACAUUGAAGGUGUGAUCCAGAACGGGAAAUCACCUUAAUGACAAUAACAGUAAGACUACUUAGGGGGGGAAAAAAGGAUUUCUGAGCUACUUGUAACAAACCAGAACAAUAAUUGUUAGAGCUCUGUGUUUUCAAAUGGAGCUACUCUCUGCACUCCUCCUCGUUUUUUUCUGGUGCUGAAGCUUCAAGUGUCCCUUCAUCUUCAUGUUUGCAAAGUAAAACCAUGGCCUUUUUAAAUCCAAGAAUAUAUCUGGAAACUCAUUCAGAGUGGAAAAGCAAAAUGUCCAAAAAGAAAAGGCUGGAUAUUUAUUUUGUUAAAAAUACAUUGAAAUCUAGUUGAGAAUUCUUAGUCACAGUUGAAUUUUGGAGCAUAAGUAUGUACGUUUGUCUUCUAAACAUAAAUACUUUCAUACUAUAUGCUUUCACAAGACGAGGGAUAAAAUAUACUAAUCUGUAGUUUGCUGUGUGGCCAGAAAGCAAGCCAGCCUGGGUGAUGCAGGAUUACCAGCACUAGGUAUACAUUUACCAUAAACCACAGCUUAUGCUGGGAUCUCAGUCAUAUCUAGUGAAACUGAAUCUUACAAAAGAUAAAACUUAGGGCAAAGACAUUUAGAAUAUUAACAUAAGCUUAGAUUUGUUGUUUGAGACCGUUAUUUUAUUUCUAUCUGUUCCUACUGACCCCAUGGAUGAAGGGGCACAGUAAUGAUGGUACAUGUCUUGGAGUGUCUGUUAUUAUUUUUCCAGAGUUUAAUUUACAAUUAGCUAUGAGUUUACUAAUAUUUGGCCAUUGCACAAUUGUAACCUGCAUAAUACAAGUGAAAAUUCUGACUAAAUUUUGGUUUGUUGGAGUAUUUUUAUUUUUAACUUACAUCAAAUUAAAUCUAAAAUGGUGGCAUAGAGAAAGUGUAAGUUAAUAUCGGUCAGGAGGCUUAGGAGUCUCUCACUGAGACAGUGAUGUUCUUGACUACUUGAUACUAGGAGUUGGGAUUUUCAAACAGAACCAAAGGGUAGUAAUGAAUGGUCUGAACUAUGGACCACAAAAGGGGUCAUCAAGCAGGUGGCUUUGGGGUAUGUCUGAAUCUGCCUCAUAUAGAUACCUUAUUUGGCUGAUACUUGAAUAAGCAUUGGUAUAGUAUGCAUAGAUAGCAUUGUUAUGGUAGGGUAACUAUGAGGCUAUGCACUUGCAGUCUAAGUGAAAUUCUGAGGUUUAUAAUCAAUCCCCCAGCCAGUGCUCCAAGCCUUCAUGAGCCCAGAUUGAAUUUAAUCCUGAUGCCUGUAUGGUUAUGACCAGCGGAGCCAUCAGGUCACUGAAUUUUUAUAUUUUUUUAAAUAUUUUAAUAUGACAUUCUUCAAGAUUUACCUAUUGACUUAGUGUAUAACAUGUCAUCCCUGGUACAAACAUAAUGGAUGAAACACUGGUUUCAUACAAUGGUUUGUAAAAGCAAACCCUAAGGAUGCUUUAAAGAGAGACUUUCACACUGAAGCAAAUUUGAAAAACAAGAGCAUUAGCAGGGUGAGAAAUGUACUUGGGUCAGUAUUUGUAUGUUUUGAUAUUACUGAAGGCUGUUUAUUGGGUGUUUCAUUGAAAAUUCCGUCCUUCACAGCCCAGAUUCUCCUUCUAGAACCUGAAGUGAAGUCUGAUUACUGUGCUUCCGACAUCACUCCGCUUAUGGUAUCAUUAAUACAUUGUGCUAUUAAUACAUGAUCAUUGGUACAUUGUGCAAUCAUUAAUAUAGUGUUCUGAGUUCACUCCAGGAGAAAAUGGGCUGUUGGGUGUAAAAUCUUUAUUAAAUGCAAAUACUGUAACCAGCAAACAUAAGUAAGAAUUAUGGAAGAAUAGCUCUGAAAUGGAUGGGAGGAUAGGUGAUUUAUGCCAUACCCUCACUGCAGCAUGUGGUGUAAGAGAGAACGUUGGAGUAAAUCAUCACUUGUAGGGAUGGGGGAACAAGCACUUUUUCUUCCCAGUUUAAACACUGUGAACAACUUGAGAAAGGUGAAGGAUUUAAGUUAGUCUGUUAAGCUUUCUCUAGUAUGAAAGUCCCUCUUUAAGACCUGAAGUGUUCAUAGAGAAGUACAAUGGAAAACACAUGUAACAGGUUUGUGCCCGAGUACCGCUCUCAGACCUGCUAGAGACCUUAUUUGCUAUUCACCAUCUAUAUAUGGUCCUCUGUCUCCCAAUGCCAUUUAAAACCCUCCAUGGAAGAUGUCCAAUGCUUCACUCAAAAGAAUGGCCGUAACACAAAGGGGUUGUGUACAGACUUUCUGCAACUGCUGAAUUGUUGAAGAUUUAGGUGGCUCAUGUGGUGCAAGAAAAGAGUACUGUCUGAAACAGAUGGGCCAAGAUGUGUAUUUCCUCUUUAGAAUCUAGGCAAAUGAUCCAGUACUAAUCACGUACAUGUUUACCAACCAAUUGUAAUGUUUUUAGUCACCUUUAAAAAGGAAACCUGAGAAGGAAAACAGUGAGUUUCAAGAUGAGGGAGAUUGGUUACCUAGGCCAACUAGGUGUCUGGUUUUGUCAAUUGUCCUUUUUAUUGUACUGUUGUGUUACAGCUUUGUGGACGAACAAAGGGUAAAAUAUAAAGCAUAUGUUAAUGAAUCUCAUCAAUCCCAUUGAGCACUUGGCUAGUAUGUACAUGCAGAAGAAGCAGUGUUACCAAUGCUUAUAUUUUAAUUCCAUGCUUACACCAUUCUAUUUUGCAGAAGCCUACACGCUCUCAUAACCCUUCACAAUUUUCCUGGAAUUAUUAUGUGUAUAGUCAGUGGUCAAUUUGGAAUAUACAGGUGAAAGAAAGAAAAACUGGCAAAAUGAAAGCUAGAUUUUUUUUUUUUGUCAAAAGUGCUGACCUCUAGCCUGUUUGAUACUUAGUUGUUGGAACUAACCGAAAUAUUUUAGACCUACGCUUUAUGUAAUUGAUCGCAUAGAGGUUUUCAUGUGUUUCCCAUGCCUCCCUAUGAUACAACAUAAUUCACAAGGAGAUUAUACUAAUAGUCCAGUGAUAGUUUCAAAGAUAGUUUUGCUUAGGAAACACUGCAUAGCUUCUGUGAGCGUGUGAUUCAGAAAAGGGAACGUUGGUGGACAGAUAGGCUUCAUAGCAGAAAGUGUUCAAAAUCUGGACUUCAGGGGAGAGGAGAUAUUUCAAAGACCAGUCCUCUUGCUCCAGUGUCAGGACAGUUCGCAGCAAGGAUUCAUAUCCAGUGUUUGGAGGGUGGCAGCUUCACCCAAGGUGCUCACUUUUUACUUCUACAUUCAGACCAAGACUUCUGAAAUUAAGCCCCAGAAGUUGUGCUCCUAUGUCCACACUUAUUUAGGUGUCUAAGUAUGGACAGAGGAGCAUAAAUUUAGGCUCCCAUUUUUGAAAGUCUUGCCACCCCUGUGUCUUGGGCAUCUUUUGCCUAUUUCUAGUACUUUUUAUACUAAAUGUAAAGCGGAAAAGGAAAUUCUGUACAUCACUAUCACCAGCCUCUUGAUAUUCACAUGUUCCAAUGUGGCUAGAGAUUAAAGCUUAAGGAAGAAAGGGGAAACCUAAAUUUAGAAAGGACAAUUUUCAGAGCAGUUCUAUGGUUCGGAAGCAUGGAGAGGACUUGGCUGCUGGGUGCCUGGUCUCCCCUGUGCAUGCACAACAUUCUUUGAAGUGCAGUUCAUGUCAGAAAAAUGACUGUAAAAAUUCAUGCUCAGCAAAUCUGCUCCUCAUGUACAUUCAGUCAGAUCUUGCUCUAGUGUCAGAAGUAAGGGUGUGUUUUAUUUUUGUGUUACUUUUUACUCCUUGUAACUCUGUAGAGUGGUAAGCUCUGGUAGAGUGAACUGGAUUCUGCUGCUGCUCACAUGUCAACAGAAUCAUUGAGUAUAGCUAUGCUACAAACAGAAAAGGUUUUUCAAUCGAUGUAUUUAAUCUGCUUCUCUAAGAGGUCAACAGAAGAACUCCAUCUACACUGGGAGUUCGGGUGACCUAACUGCAUUGCAUAGGACACAACAUUUUCCAGAGCCCGUAGCGACAUAGCUAGGUUGAUCUAAUUGUUAAGUGUAGAUCAGGCUUGAGUUCCAGUAGUUGAUCCAUUUUUCUAUCACCGUACACCAGUGCAACUCCUCUGAAAACCAUUGUGUUGCAGAGAUGUGAAUGAGGGUUAAAUUUGGCCCAAAGAUCUUUUGUUUCAGAGUAGCAGCUGUGUUAGUCUGUAUUCGCAAAAAAAAAAAGGAGUACUUGUGGCACCUUAGAGACUAACAAAUUUAUCUGAGCAUAAGCUUUCGUGAGCUACAGCUCACUUCAUCAGAUGCAUGCAGUGGAAAAUACAGUGGGGAGAUUUAUAUACAUAGAGAACAUGAAACAAUGGGUGUUACCAUACACACUGUAAUGAGAGUGAUCACUUAAGGUGUGCUAUUACCAGCAGGAGAGCGGGGGGGACGGGAGGGGACCUUUUGUAGUGAUAAUCAAGGUGGGCCAUUUCCAGCAGUUGACAAGAACGUCUGAGGAACAGUGGGGGGGGAGGGAAUAAACAUGGGGAAAUAGUUUUACUUUGUGUAAUGACACAUCCACUCCCAGUCUUUAUUCAAGCCUAAGUUAAUUGUAUCCAGUUUCCCAAUUAAUUCCAAUUCAGCAGUCUCUCGUUGGAGUCUGUUUUUGAAGUUUUUUUGUUGAAGAAUUGCAACUUUUAGGUCUGUAAUCGACCUAAGAUUGAAGUGUUCUCCGACUGGUUUUUGAACGUUAUAAUUCUUGACGUCUGAUUUGUGUCCAUUUAUUCUUUUACGUAGAGACUGUCCAGUUUGACCAAUGUACAUGGCAGAGGGGCAUUGCUGGCACAUGAUGUGCUAGCCGGAGAACAUCCAGUCUGACUUUCAGAUCCCAGGGUGAGUUUACAGGUAUGUGGAAUUGACUGAAGAACAGGAAACAUGGAACCCAACAAUGCCUUUUUAAAGAGUCACUCCUCAGAACAGAAGCUCAAUUGAGAGUUCUGUUGAAGGCCAACGGACAGAAAAGUGACUUUAGGGCACUUACUCUAGAACAGCACACUAAAGGUCUCUGCCUAUGUAGCUUGCAGGGCUGCAGUAUUUAGUUUUGGUUUUGUGUGUUGUUUACUGAUGCCUUAUUUCGCAUUUAAAACAAAUAUUUCUCUUGGAAUGGCUAACCCUAUUUAGUUUUCAGUAGUUCUUGCCCCAUAACUUGAUGUUUAUGUUCAGACUACUCUCCCUAUUGCCUUGAUCAGUAUGUUUGAAUGGAUGAAGUGAAAGUUUUCUUCAGUUUAUGUAUGCUAAACCGCUAUGGAAAUGUAACGUGGGUUUUUUGGUUUUGUGUUAUUUUAGCCUGUUGGUAGUUACUUAGCAAAGUUUCAGUGAAAUGAGAAUCAAGAGAGGAUGGAAAAGAGACUGAAGACUGAGAGUUGUCAGGUUUCCUGUGGCGCUAUAUUUGUGGCACUCCUGUGUCAUGUUCCACUGGCCAUUUCCUUAAGGUUUUUCCUGUCAUUUCUGAGGCAAAGACGGAAUUGGCUUCUCUGUCUGGCUGUUUAAUUUGAGAGCAAUAGCUAGAUUUACCAUAGACUGCGACCUUGCUUUUCCUUCUACUGGUAUACAAAACAAAGUAUCAUUAUAUACAGCAAUACAUUAACCUUGUUCUGGAUUUAAAAGACAGACCUGGAUGAAGUGUGGUUCUGUAGUUAAAAGAAAACAUUGAAAUAGUAAUAAAGCGGGAAAUUAUUGAGCAUUGGCAACAGGAAAACAGCAGAUGGAGUUGUGAAUUAAGCCACCAUCUGUGGCAGUUUAAAAGAUGUAGCUUUGUUGUCAAACAUUAAACCAAUUAAAGGGUUAUCAGCUAUGAAUGAUUCUGGCACUUAAAAUAGUGGAAUAGCAAGCAAACUUAUGGAUUGAUUGGUAUAGGAGGGGUUAAACUGUGUGACCCUCAUUAAAGUGAUACCAGAUAAGUUGGUAACAGAUAUUUAUAGAGCACAUUUUAUCAAAAGUUCCCAAGUGUCAUGACAUUCAUAAACCCAUUUACAGUGAUGAGUUCUGUACUCAUUGCAACAUUUCCACUUUUGCUGUUGAAGGUGGGAACCUUUACACAACACAUUGCAACCGUUCAGGAUACAAAGUGAAGAAUCCCCUAUUCAGUACAAACUACAGGGGAGUUUCACCUAAUUGGAAUUUAGCCAGGAUGCUGGUGCCAAUCAUCUUGCUCUGGUGAAAAGUGUAGCAGAAUUUUUAGUGACCACAAAUGUUGAAGGAUAUUUGUCCCUUCAGAAAGAGAGCAUUUCCAGCAACACAGUGCCUCCUAACGCUACUCAAAGGUGUUGGUUCAGAAUAGGUGGGGAGAGAAGAACACCACUUCCUGAAAUCACCAUUACCACUACCUGUUGCAUUCUGAGAUGGGAUUUCGGAAGCAUUCAGCACUGAAGCCAGUGGGAGUUUUAAUAUUGACUUCAGUGGGAACAGAGUUGAGGCUAGUGUGCAGAGCACAUUAGAAAAUCCCACUUCUAUUUGCCCAUGAAUAUCUCUCAUCCUUAGCAUUGCUCAGGCUCAGGCCUGCUCAGCUUUUGAGAUAUGACAGAAUGGCAGCCUGAGUGGUAAGGCUAACAACUUGAAAUAUUGCACUUACUAGAGCAUUGGAGAAUCAACUGAAUAUUAAAAGGUUUCAGAGUAGCAGCUGUGUUAGUCUGUAUUCGAAAAAGAAAAGGAGUACUUCUGGCACCUUAGAGACUAACAAAUUUAUUACCUUACCCUUAAGUUUUACUCUUAUACACUUAAUAUAACAGAUGUUUUAAUUACACUACCCUGUCAGAGAAGAUGAAUCUCUGCUGAUUGGCUCUGUUGAUACCAUAUGCAUGAACUUCGGUAAGUAAGAAAGGGGGGGAAGUGAGGUGAUACAGUGAAUAAUGUAGUAGGUCCCUUAGGGCUGAUGUGUAGUAAGCGCCAUUAGUCAGCAUUUUCAGCUGAUUGCAGAACAAUUAGAACUUAAUGAAUAUGACAAAUGGUUCCAAACUAAUCAGCAUGGUAUUUGUAAUGUAACUUCUUUGGCUCAGACUGGGGGCCGUCGCAGUGCUAUAAGUACUCUUGUACCUUCGCUAUGGCCCUCAUCCAACAGAAGACUUCAGUGGGCUUUGAGCAAAUGAGAGUUAUGUAGUGAACAGCAUUUGAGUCUCUGCCAUUUGGUUCUUGAUUUUGAAUUAUAGCCUUGAUGAUGGUGGGAAUAGGGCACCACUGCAGAUUCCAACACAGUACAAUGAAACUGCAGUCCUCUGCAACAAAAUUUUCAAAUGCAAGUCUCUUCAGUCAGGCACCUAAAUAAGUGAUCUGGUUUUCAGAGUUGAAGAUCCCUGAAAAGCCACUUUUGUUUAGCUACUUAAAUGUGUAUUUAGGUGUAAAUUUUAUAAACCACCGAGGGAAAAUUUUGUCCCUAUUGCUUAGAACGAAGGUAUGGGAGUUAGGAGGACCCUGUCUGUGCUGGUGAGUCACUACAUGACAUAGUGAUGUCUCAGUCAGCUUACUGUGAACACUGACUAAUAACUUAGUGCCUGGUUUGCCAUUGCUCUGUACCUUGUGUAGUCAUUUAUACCAGUGCAAGUGGGUUUAAGAUGCUACCAGAUCAGAGUGGUUGAGUUUUACAUCUCCUUUUCACUGGUGUAAAUGACUGCACAAGGCACAAAGCAAUAGAGAAUCAGGCCCUAAACUCUGAGUGAUGGCUCACUUUUGUAGGGCAAAUAAGUAUAUUAUAAUCCCUGAUUAUCAGGAAGAUACUGGGGCAAAAAUGUAGCUGAGUGCCUAUUCUGUCAGUUCUUCUAGAAUGGAUUCAGAAGAGGGAGGCGCUACUGAUGUGAGAGACACGUAAGUCUUAUUUCAUACUAAAAGCUUUAUUUCUUACCAUUCAAUCUACUAUGAAUUUCCGGCUGUAGAGAAAAGCCCCGGAAGACUCAAAUGCCAAUGUUUUGUGUGUCUGCCUGCAAUAAAAUAACACUUUAGCAUUUAUAAAGUGCUUUAUAUCUUCAGAGAGCUUACAAACAUUAACAAAGGAAAAUGAAAUUUACUAGCUUUGGUAUUGAUUUGAGCUAGGGCAUUCUGAGCAUGCUGAUGAAGAGAAUAUUUUCCUAACAGAUCCUGGGAACUGUUGGGUACAAUAUAUUACGUUAAUGACACCCUACGAGUCAGGGAUUCUCAAUCGAUGUCUUUGUGUGGACCACAACUUGACAGAGAGAGAGUGCCUCAAGCACACCUCUGUUCCCAUUCACCGUCAUGUGGACCACCUCCACUUCCCGUUCAUAACUGCCUGACAUCCCUGUGUAACGUGGAAGUGUAAUAUUAAGAAAGUAUUUGGCUGAAUGUUUAGCUGUUACUAAUUUGAUCUAAUAACUAGACACUACAGGGUGAACAGAUGUCCCGAUUUUAUAGGGACAGUCUCGAUUUUUGGGUCUUUUUCUUAUAUAGGCUCCUAUUACCCCCCACCCCCGUCCCGAUUUUUCACACUUGCUGUCUGGUCAGCCUAAGAGACUAGGAAAGGCCAGCACCAUGUGACCAACCAACUCUCCAUACAAUACCAAUGGUCCAUGGACCAAAGGUUGAGAAUCAAAUAAUGUGGUGGGCAAUGUGGUUUAUUUUAGACUUGGAAGUGCCUCUGAUACCGAAGUAUGUUAUGGAAAAAAGCCAGUGGAGGGGAAAGAACUGUCAUGUAAAAUGCAGUCAUCAGCGAAGAAAGAUUAGUUUAUGGAAAGAUAAACUAGGGAGUGAUUAAAAUGGCAUGUUUUUCUCUAGGAAGCCAGGGGAGUUUCACAGGACUUUUGGAUUGUCACAACAAACACUGAAUGCACCUAUGGGGUGGAGAACUGGAGAAAAGGGUAUAGAGCCUUGAAGUUUCAAAAAACACUACAAGAUGCAGAGAUGACCAAAGGGUUUGGAGGGUGAGGUGGUUAUGGAGCCUAGAAGCAGAAGGAAAGAGUUAUGAUGGGAACACAAGAUUGAAGGUAGGAUGACGUAUGUCUGUCUCUUAAAAAAAAAUAUAUAUAUAUAUAUAUCACCAAUACUUAGGAAUUAUAGAGUUUUUAUGUGGUUAAAGUGCUGUGCAAAUCUUAUGUAGUGAAUAUGAAAGUGUUAAAGGGAAACCAAGAUCAGAAGGGAAAGAGAGAAACAAGAGUGGUGACCAGAAUAAAAAGGAAAAGAGAAAGUCAUUGAGGAGUGUUGAUAUAAUCUAUCCAUUGUUUCCAAAGGGUUAACUUCAAAAUGCCCAGGCCGACUGCUUAAAUAAUUCUAUUCUAUUUUUGAAAAGAACCAUAUUGCAGUAGCAUGUGAAAAGCCCAUGUAUUCUCUGGCAACUAGAUCUAAAUUAUGUUGCAAGUGUCCCUGGUUUCUGGGGUUCUCUAGUGUGGCAAACUCAAGCUUCUGUGGCACCUUUUGGUAAGUAUAAAAAUGGAGGCUUCUGACUAACUAAUACAGUGUGUAGUGAGUUGUUGUUUUAGUUUAUACUGCCCCUAAAUUUUCAACGUGCUGCAGAUAUUUGUAUGGCAAAAACCUAAUUGUGUAGCUGAUGUUGGCAGAGGGGGAAAUUAAAGGUUUCCACAGUUGAGGAGGGGACAGUUGGAGCUUUCAGAAUGUGGGACAGCGAAGGGGACUCUGAGUUUUGGCACUCUGGAAGCAUUUUAGCUUUCGUGACGUAUGGAUGCAUCUCUUCUUUCCCUCCCUCUUUGAGUCACCGUAUGUCUAUGCUAUAAAUGCUGCAGCGCUGUCAACACUGAGGCUUAGGUUGGCUUAACUACAUCUCUCAGGGGAAUUGAAUUUUUUACAUCACCGUGUGACGUAGCUAGGGUGACCUAACUUUUAGAUGUCAACCAAACCUCAGAGGUGACUUUAGGUUCUGAAGCAGAAGUUGAAUUCUUACCAGCAACAUUUUGCAGCCCCUGCCCCAUUAUUUGCCAUUGCAUCCAACACAAAUGAGUUAGCUGGAUGUUUCUUUUACAAUGAUCAGCAGUGAAAUGCUGAUACUUAAUUGCGAACAAUUAAACUGACCUCCUUAGGGUUCAGAGUUGACAUCCCACUUAGAUGAAGGGGCAGUUCUACGGCUAUUGUUUCAAGCUGUUUGCAGACUCAGGAAGACAGUAGUGCAUUGUUUACGCUCAAUCACAUUUGGAAGGUUAUCAGCGUGACAUAAGGGCUGGAAACUUAUUCUUUUUAAAGUGAACAUUUAGAUACCGGUUCACAUCUGCAGCAAGGAGUGAAUUCUAUGGCAGAUGCUGAAACCUCUGAAUCACGGAAUACAGGAGGUCUUGAGCAUAUAGUUCUGAGCAUAAUUGUUGUGGCUUCCCAUGAAUGUCUGCUACUGUCCUUGGUUAUAAUGGGAGUAAUUAAGUAUACUUCUUUAAUGAAAUCUAUUAACUUCUUUGGCUUAAAAAAUCCCAGCUCUUGAAGUCCCAGUACAGACCAUCUUUUCUUAUGAAGUUAAUCUCUGUCUUCACUCUGUACAUUAGAUGCAUGCAGGAAGCUCUGGUGUUUUGCCAGCUUUCAUCCCUGUGGUGAACUUGUAAAGUGCAAUCAUUGUAAAGUGCAAUUGAUUAAUGUGUAGCCUAUUCAGUAAAACCCCAAAGAACAGCCCCUUGAUAGAAACAGUGAGUGAGUAGUGUGAGUAAUUACCAGAACAGCGGUAUCAAGAAAGAUGAAGAGUCACGCAUGAAGUGCUAAUCAGGUUAGCCUUGAGUUAAGGAAUAAGGAAAAACCCUAGUCAGAUAUACAGUAGUUGGAUUUAUUGUAUUUCAGAGCAAGUUAAUGUAUUUACACCAGAAUCAUUUGCUGCGACUAAUGCUCAUUUAUUUCAAUGGCACUUGGUGGUAUUAGAAAAGCUGAUCAGCUGCAAGCCUCCUGCUGCUCUGUUCAUCUUAUUAGGGUGCAUAGAACUCUCAUUCUGUUUAAGCUAAUGGCAACUUUACUGGAUAUUCCCUCCCUCUUUAUAGGCACUACAUCUCAUGCCUGGAAUUGGGAAUCUUUGUUACCCUCGUCAAAAGCAAAUAGAAGUCUGCUGGUUUGACCAACAAUCAUAAGAUUCACACUGGGGUUAUUCAAUUAUGUUUAUUUGUCUUACCAUCCAAAUUCAACCCUUUUUGCCUUUUCUGUGUUCUAAUGGCCAGGACUGGAUUACAUGGGUUAGAGAUGGGGAAGGCAUUUAGUCCAUCUUCCUGCCAAUGCAAGGUGGUUCUGUGCAGUGCACUAGUCAAGUUCUAAAUGAUUUGAGCAGUGGGACUUCCAUCGUCAUCUGUGGGAGGUUAUUUCACAGUUUAAUAGAUCACUUGUUCAGUCCGUGUUCAUUUCAGCAUGCUUUGUCUUAGACAUUUGGGGACCUAAAACAUCUUAAACAAUCCGAUAACACCCGUACAGUAUGUACUAGCUUAAGAGUUGUGAGGUUUAUCGCAGGUGAAAAUGAAGCUUGCACACAAAUUAGUUGGGCUUAAUGUUCUGUACUGUGAAAGAGAGAUUGGUUGGCUUUGCUAAUUUGUAAUGCCGAAACUAAAGGUUGGGACAGCUGGGGUAUAUUGGUAUAGCCCCACUGGAGGUCAAUAAAACUAUGCAGAUUUACAUCAGCUGAGGUUCUGGUCGGAUGUAUUUAUUAUUAGCAGUAUGACUGUAGCAGACUAAAUGCUUCAUGGUUUUGCAUAAAGAACACAGUUGUAAAAGGUGCUGUACUACUGAAUCGUCUUUGGCUUACAAAUGAAAACUGGACAUCUUAUUUGUUGUGUUUCUUCACAUUGAUAAACCUUCUGUUGUGAUUUUGUCAGUCAGAAAGAAGCUAUUUAGCAGCUCCACAACAUAAAUCCUACGGUGAUGUGUUUUCCACCUCCCAAAUACGCUAACAAAUGUAGCGGCACAUCACAAAUAAACUUUUGGUUGUACUUGGGUACUGUGCACUGUUGUGCACCAGCUCUGAGGUACCCUGCUGUGCAUAUGACAGCUCAUUAGUUAUUUUUCUGUUUAUCUUUAAAAGGCCCAUUUCCAGAGUCCUUGGAUACAACCUUUUAUUUUGCACUUUCUGCAACUGCUGUCUAAUUCUUGAAGUCCUGUUACUGGAAGACCAGUUGGCUAUUUGCCGUGUGUGUGUGUGUGUGUAGAUUUUACAUUGUGCUUGUCUCUCACAACACGUGUCA